Molecule: messenger RNA, 2425 nt
Organism: Chara braunii
Lineage: Eukaryota; Viridiplantae; Streptophyta; Charophyceae; Charales; Characeae
Source: the annotation of a GenBank genome assembly
GCGUCAACGAAAGGCGCUGUGCUUCAAGAGGGACGUCCCAUGGCGGGCAUGCAGGCACGCGCUGUUCUGCCUGCAGCUGAGGGCGGAAGAAAACCUGCGACGACGGAGCCUUCACAGCGGAACGACCCGUCCAUGUACAACCAUCCGCCGUCGUGGGAGACGCCGCUGCCUCCCUCGGACGCGGAGCCGGAGGGGGAUGAACUUCCAACGUUUCCUCUCGGCAGCGGGUCGACACAGCUGUUGUUGCAGACGGUGCUCGCAGGUGGGUCGGCAAGCAACGGACGCGGCGAGUACACGACACUUCUGCAGCAGGGCUUGGGAGACGACGAUGGCGGGGGAGUUGAUCUUCGGUUCGGGUUGUGUUCUGGCAGCGGUAGGGAGCCGAGCCGCACAUUUAUCAUCGACGCCGAUCCUUCACCACGUGGCGUUCAACAAUCUGGAAGUCGCCAUACAGAGCAGUCCACACUUCGUGGCGAUGCGUCCGUUACUGGCGCACUCAGUGUGGAGAACAUCACACAAGGAGUGUCAAACAUGCGGGCACACAACAAUGGCGGCGAUGACAAUGGUGGUGGCGGUGACGAUGCCGACAAACGAUUCGGGGAGGACGUGGAGGCAGGGGACGACGACGACUUGGGGAAGACGGGUGGGAGGGGGAGAGGACGCAGCAGGGGUGUUGUUCGUGGUCGAUCCGUUGGCCGUGGGGGCAGAGGUGGCGUCAGCGACGAUGGCGUGAAGUCUGCGACGUACUGGUCCCCGGAAGAGCAAAUGCAACUGGUGAGAUGCAAGCGGGAGCAAGAGAUGCACCUCGCCGGUCUCGGUCACAAUUACGGGCGGAUGCGGACCAAGGAGUGGAAGUGGGACGACAUUGCCAAACACAUGGUGAACGCGGGGAGGCCUAAAGACGCGGAGGACUGCAUGAAGAAGUGGGACAACAUCUUCCAAAACUACAAGAAGGUACAAAGGUUUCAGAAUGCGAGUGGCCGGCCAGAUUUCUUCCGACUUUCGAAUGAAGAAAGGAAGGAGCACAACUUCAAGUUCCGGAUGGAGAGGGCGCUGUCGCCACGAAACAUGUCUACGCGAGGGAACACCCGUGGGAAGAAGCGCGACGUGGUCGUUGACGACAACCAAGGGCAGGGAAGAGGGCGGUGGCAGGCCCCGAAAGCGAAGAGGCUGCGUACGGAAGAUGCGUCAGCAUGGGUGCCUUGUCGUGGAGCGCAAGGUUGGGUGGCGGCAGUAGAAGGGGACUACGACGAUGAGUUCACGACGGAGGAGGAGCAGGCAGAGGUGACCACGUUUGAAGUACGAGAGAGCGGUCGGCAGCGCUCUUCAGAUCACACCGCUUCGAAGAGGAUGCUAACCCCGCCACCCGAGGCGCAGCAGCUGCGUGGCCGCGAAACUCGGACAGAGAAGGCUCCUGCCGUCGAUCUUGGUGGCGAUGAUGACGAGCCCUUGGAGAGACGUCGCAUUCGCAUUCGUACAAUAGCGACCCCACCGUCGGAGGUGGCUGUACGCGUUGCUGCAAACGAAAGGCCAGUCUCGGGUAGGCUGCCCGCCAUGCCGUGUCAGCCACGUCAGCACAACAAGGGUGGUAAUGGAGGGUCCGCCCAACGCGGCGGCGGGGGGGAAGUCGUGGCGGACGCGCGCACAGUUGGCGCCGAGGAGGGAGGUGCUGCGGGGGCGGGCGGUUCAGGCACUGUGGCCGCCGUUGCGAUGGCGGGGGAGGAGGCACCAGUUGGGGUGACGGCGAGAGAGGAGGCGCGUGGCGAGAGGAAAGGCGAUCGGGAGGCUGGCGAGCCCGGUUCAAGCCGGGUACAUAGGAGUGUCAUGACAAAAGACCUCAUUGAUCGUGCCGUCCUUUGGGUUGAUGACAAAGCUUUCUGGACGACGGUGGAGGGGCGAAGACUGUACAACAUCGUCCACGAGAUGAGAGAGUACUUCGUCGCCAUCGCCAGCGGUCUUCCACCGCCUACCGUCCCUCGGAGCGUCGUUCUCCCGAAAUCCAGCACGCGUGUAGGUAGGAUCGUCGACCAAUCACAGCUACAGCAAGCGAUCUCCUGUGCGGUGGCAGUGGAGAACGUGGGGCUGUGCAUCUUGCACGGUUGGGUAUUCAAGUCCGGGAACCGCCCGAGGGGAUACCAUAUGGCUUUCCAGUACUCGCUGGAAUCCUUUGCGACGAACAUUGCGCGUGCUAUGUGGUACGGCGAGGAGUGGUGCGACGUUGUCAGUCCGACAGUUUGCGCGCACACGAUAGAUCUGUCCAUGGACCUGCCACUGUGGUUCGCCGGCGCCAACAUCGAGGACAGACCGGACGACGACGACAUGGCGGCGCACUAGGAGUCCACCGUCAUCUGCGUCACGUAUGCAUUCCGCGCGGCGGUGCAAAUGGGGGCGCUCAUCGACGGCGACUUCAUCUCGCACGAGCGUC